AUGGUCCCCAACAUCAAACGCAAAAUCGAAGAUGAGUUUAUUCUUACCCUCUCAGACAAGGAAAGUGAGCUAUCUGAGCAGGAGACCUCGAACCCGCACCCGCCCACUAAGAAACACAGAACCAACGAUACCUCGAAAUCUAAAAAAUGUCGCGAUCCAAAAAAGCCAAAAAAGCUAAGCCACGCUUCUCAGGCUGAAGAAAAUGAAGGGGUAUGGGGACUCAAGGAUGAAGACGAUGGUGCUAUGGAUUCUGAAUUUGAAUUCCAGCUAGAAGACGGGAUAAAGGGUGGGUUAGACGAUUUCAAGGAGUGGGGAUUUGAGCAUGUACAAAAAAGCCUCAAUAUCAAUGGCAAUGCCUCUGACAAACGAACGGUUGAUAUUGAUGAUAUAAUUUCGAGGCGAAGAGAAAAAAACCAGGUCAAAGGAGUGCCGCUUGUGGAGAAUGUCUCUGAGGAUGAUACAGCUAAAGAAGAGACAAUAGAACCAGGGGAAGAGUACGAGCUACUAAACGAAGAUGGCUUUGGGAUGGGCGUCGGAUCCGACGUAGAAGAAUCUGCCGAUGAGAUGGAAUCUGAGUCACAGAGCGAUAAUGAUGGUGAUGAUAGCUCGGAAGAACUUGAGCGAGAAUCGGAAGCUAGUCCUGCACCACACCCAGAUGAUCUAGAUCCUGAAGAGGAAAGUUCAAACGAAAAUGAUGAGAAUGCAGAGGAGGCUGCACGGAGAAAAGCAUUUUUUGCACCAGAAGAAGUUCCUACAAACGACGCAAAAACUGCGCCUGAAACAAUGACAUUUCAGAGUAUGUCGUUAUCCCGACCUAUCCUUCGGGGUCUCUCAGCCGUUGGAUUCACGAAGCCAACUCCAAUUCAAGCAAAGUCAAUCCCGGUUGCCUUAUUAGGAAAAGAUAUUGUUGGUGGAGCUGUAACGGGGUCAGGAAAAACUGCAGCCUUCAUCGUACCGAUCCUGGAGCGUCUUCUAUAUCGACCAAAAAAGGUACCCACAAGUAGAGUAGCUAUUCUUAUGCCGACCCGUGAAUUGGCAAUACAGUGUCACGCCGUGGCUGUGAAGAUUGCAAGUUUUACCGAUAUAAAAUUUUGUCUAGCAGUCGGAGGUCUCAGUCUUAAGGCUCAAGAAAAAGAGCUUCGGCUCCGUCCAGACGUUAUAAUUGCCACACCCGGUCGAUUCAUUGACCACAUGCGAAAUUCUGUGAGCUUUACGGUUGAUACAUUAGAAAUAUUAGUCCUUGACGAAGCUGAUCGAAUGUUAGAAGCUGGAUUCGCUGAUGAGCUAGACGAAAUAGUUAAGACAAUUCCGAAAUCUAGACAGACCAUGCUAUUCUCCGCAACAAUGAAUUCAUCUGUUGAUCAUCUUAUUCGAAUCGGUCUCCAAAGACCUGUUAGACUACUAGUAGAUUCACAGAAACAGACAGUGAAAACGCUGGUUCAAGAAUUUAUCCGCAUUCGGCCAGGAAGGGAAUGUAAAAGGAUGGGAUAUCUGCUCUACUUGUGUAAAAAUGUAUACGUUGAUCGAACAAUUAUUUUCUUUCGACAGAAGAAAGAGGCACAUCGAGUAAGAAUAAUCUUCGGUCUAUCUGGGUUGAAGGCUUCCGAGCUUCAUGGUAGCAUGAGCCAAGAACAGCGUAUCAUAAGUGUCGAGUCAUUCCGAAAUGGAAAGGUAUCUUUUCUUCUAGCUACCGAUCUUGCUUCUCGAGGUCUUGAUAUAAAAGGCGUUGAUACCGUUAUUAAUUAUGAAGCGCCCCAGUCACAUGAAAUAUACCUCCAUCGUGUCGGUCGUACUGCGCGUGCUGGUCGUCAAGGUAGGGCAUGUACUCUAGCCGCCGAAACCGAUCGUAAAGUUGUUAAAGCAGCGGUCAAAACCGGCCGCACUCAAGGUGCCAAGAUUGUCAGUCGAGUAAUAGAUGCGAGCGAGGCUGAUAUAUGGGCUAAAAAAGUUGAUGAUAUGAAAGAUGAGAUAGAUGAAAUAUUAAUAGAUGAGAAAGAAGAGAAGCAGCUCGCCCAGGUUGAAAUGCAGGUUCGAAAGGGUGAAAAUAUUAUCUUACAUCAAGAUGAAAUUCAGGGACGGCCCAAACGGACGUGGUUUGAAAGCGAGCAGGAAAAAAUGGCAGCUAAACGAGCUGGCAAACUAGAAUUGAAUAAAACAUCAGAAAUAACUGGUAAGAAAAGUGGCAAGCUGAGUAACAAGAAAAAGAAGUUACUGGAUGAUCGAGAUGUAAGACAGGAGGGCAAAGUAUGGAAAAAAGGCAAGGCAGAGAGGGAAGGCAAAGUUGGAAAAAAGAGACCGGAAGGAAAGCCCAUGAAAAAAAGUAAGAAACGCUAG
This is a messenger RNA of Blumeria graminis f. sp. triticale, 2334 nucleotides long. NCBI's taxonomy places the organism in Eukaryota, Fungi, Ascomycota, Leotiomycetes, Helotiales, Erysiphaceae. The record is from the annotation of a GenBank genome assembly.